CGACAGAAGCUGCAGCCCGGCGGGGCAGAAGAAGGGGAGGGUCAAGGACCGGGAGGAAAGCAGAUGCGCCUGGGAUGAAACGCAGGGGUGUCUUUGCCUUGUUUUUCGCUCCGCUCCUCCUCUCCGCCUUUGACACACUCCUCCUCCCCCAAAUUGCUGGAGCCGCCUGGUCGGAGGCCUUGGAUUGGCAGGGGGAGGUUGGGUCCUCAGUGACUGACCUAUGGACAAGAGUCAGACAGUAGAGCGAGAAUUGGUGCCCAAGGGCGGUGGUGGGUGCGAGGGCUUCAUGUGUUAAACGUCUCAGUUCGUGAGAGCUUGUGAUGGAUCAAUAAUUUUUGCAAGCAUGCAAAAUAAAGUUUCUUGUAACCAACUUUUAAACAUUGCCUACGAUUGGUUGAGUUUUUAUUUGUAAAACUUUGAGUAAAAGAUUUUAUUCCACUUUCAAGAGACCAGCGUAUUCUUGAGAAGUAGGAGGUUGUGGAAAACGGAUCGUUUCUUAAAUAUUGUUAACAUCCUUUGCAAAUGAUGCAGUUUAUUUAGGUUGCUGUGCUCAUGUGAACCGACAAGCAAAUCAGGAGCUUCCAUGUCUUUUCUGGACUGUUCCUGCAUUUCACAGACAGAAAUAGAACCGAUUAAUGCUGGGGGACAGGUAGACGGAAAAAACCAUCCCCAACUGAAAAAUGGAUACUCCACUUCCCAAAGCUCCCUGCGAGAUGAAAUGACGAUCUAUGCAACCAAUGCCAGUCACUAUCAGCUUCUAUGUGAACUAGGGAAGAGUUUUAGUAAUUUAACCACAGUGAAUCUGGCCAAACACAUCCCGUCUGGAAACAUGGUGGUUGUCAAACGCACAAAUAUGGACACCUGUUCUGAAGAAAACCUGUCCUCCUUGCAGAACGAGCUGCUUAUCUGGCAGUUUCUCCGGCAUCCAAAUAUCCUGCCACAUCCAGCCGUCUUUGCUGAAGGUAGCGAACUAUGGGUCAUCCUGGCAUUCACAGCAUAUGGUUCUGCCAGCAGCCUGCUAAAGUUGUAUUUUACUGAAGGCAUGAGUGAAAGUUUAAUGGCACAUAUUUUUUAUGGCGUCCUGAAGGCAUUGGAUUAUAUUCACCAAAUGGGAUGCAUUCACAGGAGUGUUAAACCAAGCAAUAUACUGAUUACUGAGGAAGGACAUAUUUAUCUCUCUGGUCUGCAUGGUCUUUGCAGCAUGAUCAGUGAUGGGCAAAGACUAAGAGUUGUAUAUGAUUUUCCAGUGUGCAGUGCUUCUAUUCUGCCUUGGCUGAGCCCUGAAGUUCUACAACAGGACUUGCAUGGAUAUGAUGCGAAGUCUGACAUCUAUAGCCUUGGGAUUACAGCAUGCGAGUUAGCCAGAGGCCAGGUUCCUUUCCAGAAUACGCAGCCUACGCAGAUGCUACUCCAGAAGUUGAAGGGGUCAUUAUGUCUGCUAGACUUCAGUUUCCCACAAAAAGAACAAGUGAUAAAGAAUUCUCGCUCCGGGAUGGAUUCUGGAAUUGGGGAGAGUGUAGCCACUUACAGCAUGAUCAGGACGAACACAAGUGAACGAUCCCCAAGUUCAACAAAUAAAACGUUCUCUGCGGCUUUCCACAGCUUUGUGGAGCUCUGUCUGCAGAGGGAGCCUGGUAAUCGACCAUCAGCGAGGAUGUUGCUGUCCCAUCCCUUCUUUAAACAGGUAAAAAAGCAGACCAAGUCGUCCCUGAUAAAUCUGCUUCAACCAGCCGUGCCGCUUUCUGGCUCCCAGGCCACACUGGGGACUUCAGUGCUAAAAAGAGACAGCCCAAUCACUACUUUACAAGACCUAGACGGUGACUGGGAAUUUUAACUUUCGUCUUUUCCAAAAUUUCUCUUUUAAUGACAAACAUAAUGAGUUUGAAACCAUUUCUGAUGUUGCCUGUUGAGAUGACUGAAGACAAGGAAAUAACCUGCUACAAUUAGGCAUUCAUUAUCGCUGCCUUUGUGCUGACUUGCGGGGAUCGUGACCGGUGCCUUAAAUCUGGAUUAGAGAUUUGUCCCGUUUAAUCCACAUUGAUCCUGCAUCCGGGCAUAAAAUGUACUUGCGUUUACAAAUGGUGCAUUUUCUAUUCCAGUAUUACAUUAUUAUUUUUAAGUAAUUUGGAACAUUAGAAUCUGUAGUUGCCCAAGAUACUGAAAAAAGCUGAAUGUACAAGCACAAAUAUAUUUUUGAACAUAUCUUUGUAUUUUCUUUAUAUAUAGCCAACCUUUAUUACAUCUAGUGGUUUGGUGGCGCAGUGAAGUCUGUGCGUCUUAGAAGGUUAAAAUGGGUUUGAAAUUCAAGAUCACCCUGUGGUUUGCUGGUAAUUCUGCUGUGGGAUGAUAUUGUGCUGAAACAGAAGUAGCAAAGCUGAGAUAGAAGAUUGAGCAUCCGAUUAUUUGUGGGAAAUGCAACAAAAAAGGCCUUUGAUUGGAUUGAGUGGACAAAACUGAUUUGAUCAUCCUUUUAGAAUCUGAGGGAACACCACCAAAGAACAUUUUCUUAAUGACUUCAAUUUGGAUACGUUUAGUGAGAAAGAAAUUUGGGAA
Leucoraja erinaceus (little skate) is the source of this 2553-nucleotide messenger RNA. RefSeq names its product STE20 related adaptor beta (gene stradb). The transcript is spliced from 13 exons. Lineage: Eukaryota; Metazoa; Chordata; Chondrichthyes; Rajiformes; Rajidae. Gene Ontology annotation, molecular function: ATP binding; protein kinase activity; protein serine/threonine kinase activator activity. Gene Ontology annotation, biological process: protein phosphorylation. The coding region runs from base 584 to 1834 and encodes 416 amino acids. The record is from RefSeq and is a predicted model, not a curated record.